CCCACGGGCGAGGCGAUGCCGACGCGGGACGGGCGGCGGCUGCUGGAGGCGCUGAGCGUGGAGCCGCCCGCGGCCAGGGUGAUGGCGGCCCGCGCCUGCAGCUACCGCGCCGCGACGGGGGACGGCGCCAAGAGCUUCGUGGUGCUGCUGGCGGCCGUGCUGGGCGGGCUGCGGGCGGCGGGCGGCGGCGCCGGGUUGCGGGGGGCGCUGCGAGAUUUCGAGGCGCAAGUGCUGGAGCGGGCGGCAGCGCGGGGGCUGCGGCGGCACCUGCCGCCGGCGCCGCCCGGGUCGCUGGAGCCGCUGCUGGAGCCGUACCUGGCCGGCCGGCUGGGCCCCGGCGAGCGGCGGCGCCUGGCGCGGCUCUGCGCCGAGAUGUGCCGGCGCUGCGCCCCGGCCGCCGCCACACGGCCGCAGGUGCUGCGGCUCCUCAGCCAGCGGUUCGCGGAGCUGCACGCCGCCGUGCCCGGCCUUCCCCUGGCGAGCUCCAGGGUCCUGCCCGGCAUCGUCCUCCGCAGGGACUUCGCUGCCUACUGCCCGACGGACGGGGAGCUGCGGGCCCUACUCGUCACCGAGCCCCUGCGGCCCGCCCUGACGGCCCCCGGUGUGGAGUUCGUUGUAGACUCCGAAGGUCAGUACCAAGCUUCCCUGCGCUGGAUCGCUAAGAGGACAGAAGUCUUAAUGAAACACUUGCAGAGUAACAACGUUAAGCUGUUACUGUCCAGUGUGAAGCAAGAAGAUGUAGUUAUCUACUAUGCCAAGUUAUGUGGUGUGUCUGUGGUAGAGUGCUUAUCCUCGGAAGAAAUGGCCCUUAUCAGUGAAAUCACUGGUGUCUCCCCUUACGUGCCUUUUGGUGAUACCCUGGACAGAGAGAUAACCGAAACUGCAGUGGUAACCUUUUGCCGGCCCUUGCUGCUUGUCUCCAAGAGAUGUGUCCACGUUGGCUUCGCCAGUGUGUGUGCCUUCCAGCCCCACUGCCUGAUCCUGUGUGGGCCGGUCGAUGGCGUUAAUGAUCAACAUGCUGCUGCUCUGCAAGAGGCGUUCACAAUGCUGCAGCAGCUGUUCAAAACAGUUGAUCAGAGGGGGGAAUGGAAAGCGGAAGGUGAAAGCCAGAGUAAAGCCUCAGAUGUUUACACUUGGCAUUCUUCAGCAAUUCAGAAACAGCUGGUAAUAGAAAAUACUUGUAAUAUUAACCAGGUUUCUGAAUGUCAGCUGAAAGCACCUAGUGACGAAACAGAAAGGAAAAUUUUUGACCCUGAUAAAAGUGAUCUGCUGGUCCACAAUCAAAAGAACCACAGCACUCCUGUAUUAGUGGCACUUAACACUGAUACAGUCACUGCCUGUGAGUGCCUGGAUGUUGGCAAAGGUCUAGAGAAAACAUGUUGCCAUAUAGUUCCAUUUAAACGGGAGGAUAGUUGUGCAGAUGUUGCACAGGAUUACUCCAACUGCCUCAUAGAAGCAGGAUCAGUUUUGCCAGUAGGAGGUUACUUUGAAAUCCUGUUACAUUAUUAUAUUCAGGAUUAUGCAAAACAGUGUCAGCAGUCAGAGUUAACCAUUGUAUCUAACGUAGUUGCUGAUGCUUUGCUAAGUAUUCCCAAGGUUUUGUACCAGACAGAACGAGAUGGCUUUACCAAAUUCUAUCUUGAAGCCAUUAAUUUACUCAAAAAAAAUCAGCCACUGCCUGUCAACAAUGAAGGCUUAGAGUCAGUGUAUUGCAAAUACCAGUUAGUCAUUUCAGUUCUUCAUUGUCUUACAGAGCUUCUCUCCAUAGACUUAGUAAUUGGUAUUAGGCGGCCGCUCCAAAAAAUUCAGGAUCGUGACUCAGAAGAUGACACUUGAAAUAAUUAAUAAAGAAUGAUGUUUA
Messenger RNA from Melospiza georgiana, 1861 nucleotides. RefSeq names its product Bardet-Biedl syndrome 10 (gene BBS10). Gene Ontology annotation, biological process: chaperone-mediated protein complex assembly. NCBI's taxonomy places the organism in Eukaryota, Metazoa, Chordata, Aves, Passeriformes, Passerellidae. The coding region runs from base 16 to 1836 and encodes 606 amino acids. The record is from RefSeq and is a predicted model, not a curated record. The transcript is spliced from 2 exons.